AUGUCUACUGGGGUUACUGAUGAAGAGCCCUUACAUUUAUCCGUGAUUGAAGAUUCAGAUGUGGAGAGUGACGAACUAAAAAUAAUAUACAUUCCAGAAGAAGAUGAACCUUCUUUACUAUGCACAUCAUUUCUGGAUGAACAUCAUGUUUCAUCUUAUUUGGAUACAUCUAACCGACAUCUAGGCAAUGUAAUUACCAGCAAUACCACUAGACACGAAAGCACAUCUUCAAUAGAAGUCGUUGACAGCCUAGGUAGUGGUAAUGUCUUAAAAUCGAAGUCAAAUACUUUUCCUCAUGAGAAUUAUUAUGAAAGGUCUUUUAGGAAGCGAUCUGCCAUCCAGAAAAUGCCUUAUAGUUUGGAUAGAAUUAAACAUCGUCAACUUAUGAACGGAUAUGAUGUUACAAAUUUUGAGGCCGCAGCUGAAAAUGUAGCUUUACCUGAUAAGCCAAUUAAUGCUAAUGAGCAAGAGCGUAUUAUAGAAGAUUUACCAUAUGAAAAUCCUGAUAGUAAUUCAUAUGAUGUACAUUAUCGACCGGAGGAAGAGGACUACGAUGAUUCCUAUUUUAACUAUUCUGAUGCAAACAAAAGCUUGGUAGAAAUGGACGCAGAAGAAGAGAACAAUGAUUUCCUUAAAAUUGCUUCACCAAUUUAUCAAAAAGUGGACGAAGACAAACUUCAGAACCAGUCUGAAACUUUACAAGAAAGAUAUUCCGAGACAGAUCUUCUUUAUCAACAGAAUAAUUUUCAUUCAAGCUCAGAUAUUGAGAAGAAUUCUCAGAAUGAAAUGGAUAAUUCGCAUAAAAGUAAUGAUGAUAAUGUAACUGAUGAAUUCAAAUUUAGAGGCAAGAUGCUCAAUGUAAAAACAGGGUUCAGAGGCGUAUUACCUAGAUUCAUGUGGGAAAAGAAUCUAAAGAAAUCAGUUUCCAGAAAGUCUUGUAAAAAUAAUGAGAUAAAUACAGAUAAGAAAUCAAGUAAUUCUGAUCGAAAAGGUAUUGCGCUACGUAAAAAAAGUAAGAAUACAAUUAGUAACAGAGUAGAUGAUAAGCAACUACUAGAUGACAUGAUCGCUCCAGAGGAUGAAACGAAUGCUAAAAAUUUCUAUACGGAUGAUACCAGAAUAAAUUCUAAGAGAAACUUAGAUGAAGAGACACUAGGAGAAUAUUUUAAUUCAAAAUAUCAAAACGAAUAUUCGUGGGACGAUCUUAUUUCAGUAGAAUAUAUUUCUGAUGAUAGUAUUGAGGAAAGUGUAAAAGCUAGCCCUAUAUUAUUAGAUGUUGAAAAGGGUACUACUAUGUUACCAAAGAUCAUAUCUUCCGAGGAAACUCUUGAGCAUGCUAAGAGAAUUAUUACUCCAACGAAAAAAACAAAUUGUAUACCACACGGAAAUAGCUCAUCUAAGCAGGCUAAUGAAUUGAUAAACUUAAAUAAAUAUCUAGGUGACGCUCAGGAAUAUAAUAAUAGUAGUGUUGAUUAUAUGCUUUCGGAAAGUCCCAGAACAUUGAGUAACUUUAAUGCAAAUACACCAGCGACUAAAUAUUCAACCACUAGUAUUCCCAAUAAACGUAAGAACAUAAAUUUCUCUAACAAAAAGACGGAAGGUAGAACUAGUGUAAAGCUUGUCACGUCCAAAAGGUCGGAAAGAAUAUUACGUAAACUAACUCAAAAAAAAUCUUACAAGCCUACACGACAACCAAUUCAUUCCAUCUCCCAAUUUCCAAAAGCUGAUGUAAUGGAAUCAUUAAAUAGCUACCAGAUACCAGGAUCUCUUAGUUCUACUACUACACACAUAUUUAAAAAAAGAAAAACAAAAAACAAGUCCAAGGAUAAAAACAGCUGGUUUGGGCUGUUUCCUAACUCUGAUAAUGAAAUAUCGCGGCAUGCUAAUACAUUUACGACUAUUGUAGAGUCUGUUAGCAAUACUUAUGCCCCAAUAAAUACGAAGCUUUCCAAUUUAGACAAUAAUGUCGCAAGUACGAUAUCUGAGAAACUUAUCAGCAAUGAAGAGCAUAGCCACUCCAUUUUAACGGCAAUUCAGCCCAGACAAAAUUUUAAACCACCAGAUAUUAUUACAGUUAAAUUACCAAGCUUUGAAUGCAAACUAUCUCGUUUCGAUAUAGUAAAUAUUCCUAAGGAACUUAAGUUCUUGUUUGAUCAAAUUAUUGAUCGAGAAGUUCCAGAUCUAGAAUUACUUAAAUUAAAUAAGCAACUUGUAAACUUCAUUUACCAACUAGACAUCCCACAACUAUUUGAUAUCAUUGAGUCAUUCCAUAAAUCAUAUCGAUCAAAGGUUAGCCAACUUAAGGAAAAAGCAAAAGCAAUCCACUUUUAUCAAAUUGCUAUUUGUCAAGUGUUAUUGCUUGAAAUAUCAAGAUUUUCGAAUACUUCUAAUAAACUGCGAGCAGAAAUAUACUUGAAAAUUUUAGACCACAUAGUCUCAUUUUUCAACCUUCUCAAUCAAUGUAUUAGAUUCCUAAGUAGCUCGAAUACCAAGCUUUUAACGGAAUCAUAUUCUAUAUUACAAGAUAUUAUUCAAACGACUGAUAUGUCCCGACAAUUUUGGAAACGUCUCCAAGAUUUACAAUUUGAACCAAAUAUUGCAAUUAUCAUAGUUAACUUAUUUCCGUCCGCAGAUCCUAAAUGGAGUAUAUUAAAGAUUUUAUCUAAAUAUGAUGUUUUAAUUAACGCAUUUCAAUUUAUUCAAGUGGUUCAACUUAAAUUCGAUUGGAAAAUAUCUACAGAGAUAAUUAUCUCAUUGGAUAAAAUCUUUAAAAAGAGAAGGUAUGAAAAUUUUGAAGAGGAAAAAAUAUAUUUAGAUAGUAAUUACGUUUUAGAAUCUCCAACUGCUAUUCUGUUUGAUCAAUUGUUAUUUAAUAGAUAUUUAGAAUUGUUACGGCAUGUAAAAUUAUCUGACAUAAUGAUUGAAAGAUUGGUCCCAAUGAGUAAAAUAAAAAAUUCUGAUACUUUACCUAUUUUGAAGAAUAGAAUUAACCUUCUUAUAAUAUUGGCAGGUUUAUCAAAUUUAAAUUUAGAAAGAAGGUUCAAAGAACAAAUGUCUCCUCUUAUUUCAGAAUCAUAUUUAAAUACUUUAACUGAUUCAUUAUCGUCCUGUAUACUUGAUUGCAUUUUAAAGGGAGUUUUAGCUAUUACGGAGAAUAACAUGGCCAAACAACUUUCAUGCGAUAAUAAAUUACUUCUGCAACUCUUUCAAACCGCAAAAUUUCAUACAUUAUCAGCCAAACCUCUGUGGAAAGAAUUUUAUGGGAAGCUGGCAUUAACAUUAAAUUCUGUUUCGAAAUCUAUUCCUAUAUACUUAAGACACUUCUUUCCUUAUCUACAACUAAUGAUUGAGAACGAUUCAUAUCUAGAAAGUGUUGUUGUAAUCUCUAAGCUUUAUGUGCGCAACAUGACCAAUUUAGGCCCAUCUUGGGUUUUGAAUCAUAUAUUUAAAUUGAUCACAAGCAAUGUUUCAAAGUCUAAAUCUUUUAUAAAUGAUUAUUGUACCAUUGGAAAUUUUAUUGGUAAAUCGGGUGAGAUAUCCUGGUGGUCUUUGUUCACGUUUAAUGGUUUAGAAGAAGGUAGUUCUGAUAAAAUUUAUUUCUUCACUAAAUUACUUGAAAUUGCAGACAAUCAAUCAUUCGAUUUAAUUAAAGAACAUUUACUACGAGUAACAGUAGAUAAUAUUAUAAAAAAAGAUGAUGUAUGGUUCAAAUCAUUUGUAAUUAAGUUGUUAAGCCGAUGUAAACACACAUCAUUGAAUAAGUAUAAUGUUCUAGAAUCGUAUGACAUAUUUUCCUUACUGCGCUCGCUGUUUUCUAUAUUAGCAACUUUCAAAUACUAUGAAUUAGGUAAUCAAUUAAUUUCCAAUUUACUAACAUAUUAUGAAUUACAACUGGUUACAAAAUCUUUUGCUACCUCUAUUAUCAAUUUCCUAAAUGUUAAAUAUAUCGAUUUUAUCAAGUCAUCCCAUGCGUUCUCAACAUUUAAAGUAGAGCUUGGCAUCUCAAAUAUUGAAACUGAGAAGAGUGAAUUUCGUGAUAGUUUUAUUUCAUGUAUUGAUGUCAAUAAAAAAAUCGAAUUCAUUGAAACAGGGCUUAUUCAUUCCUGUUUAAGCAGUGAGAACUUUCAAAUUUUUUCUGGUAAAUUUCAAGCCUUAUUUAAUUCUGAAAAUUCUGUAAGAACCUUCAAAUUUUUACCUGUGCUUUUUAAUGCACAUUUAUCAGUCACAUCAGAUACGCUUCUUAAAUUUAAAGUUACUAUGAUGACGUUUAUAUUAAAUAAUGUGAACCAAGUAAUCCAGAAAAGAUAUGGUCAAAUAUCUGAGCAGGAAUUUCCAGGACUUCAUGAACUUUUUAAACUUCAACCUUCUGUCUGGAAAUUAUUUGAUGGUAGCAUACUACUUGAUGUUGGAUUUUACCGUGAAUAUACUGAGUUUGAAAGCUCAGUGCUGGAAAUAUCUCAGGGGUUUACAGAAUAUUUUGAGUUAAAAGCUAUUUCAACUGCAAUAGAAAAUGUUCAUAAAGAAGAUAUCUGUACGGGAAAUGGUAGAGCUGAAUUUACUAUUCAAAACAGUUCAUCCUGUACACUGGUUGAUGAUAUCUUACAAAAGACACUUUCUUUAUUUAUAGAUCCUUCAUUUCUUAGUCCGACGGUUGCUUUUAAGCAACAAUUAAACGCAGAUACAGAGGAUAUUAUAUAUAUAUCUUAA
Henningerozyma blattae CBS 6284 is the source of this 4707-nucleotide messenger RNA. It is a transcript of the gene MMS22, whose product is annotated as Mms22p. Gene Ontology annotation, biological process: replication fork processing; double-strand break repair via homologous recombination. The coding region runs from base 1 to 4707 and encodes 1568 amino acids. The transcript has a single exon. Lineage: Eukaryota; Fungi; Ascomycota; Saccharomycetes; Saccharomycetales; Saccharomycetaceae. Gene Ontology annotation, cellular component: nucleus; Cul8-RING ubiquitin ligase complex. The record is from RefSeq and is a predicted model, not a curated record.